AUGGGAAAUAAAAAAAAAAAAAUGGAGUAAUAGAAUAACUCUUCAAAUAUUCUAUAAGAUUUAAUGAAAUCUAACUUAGAAACUCUAACUCAUAUUGACUUACAGUUAUAAAAUUGUACUCUUAGUUAUUAAUAAAUUGUAUAACUUAACAAUACUUUAGUAAAAUGUUAAAAAUUAGAAUCUUUAGUACUAAAUUAAAAUAAGGAAACUAUUUCAGAUGAUUAGAUAAAUUAAUUAUUUGCUUAAUAUUCUUGCAUAAAUGAUUAUGUUGAAACUGAUAAAAAUAUGAGCAAUGAUUAAAUAUAUGUCCAAAUUUAGUUUUUCAAAAGUAUUUUUUACUUUGGAUAUGGAGAUAUUCAAGAACCUAGAUUAAAUGAAAUUGAAGGUUAAGGAAAUAUUCUAUUAGAAGAAACUAUGAGCAAUCUAAUUAAUCUCAACAGUUUAUAGCUAAAUUUAGAUGGGAAUUUAAUUGGAGAUGAAGGUGCAGCUUCGAUUUGCACAUUAUUACGUAAAUGCAAAACACUUACUAACUUAAAUAUGUAGCUUUGGAAAAAUAAAAUGGGUGACAGAGGGAUAUCGAGUAUUGCAGAAGGAAUUAGUUGUUGCGCUAAACUCACAACUUUAACUUUAUAUGCAGUUGCAAAUUUAUUUGGAAAAGAAGGUGCAUUUUCUAUAAGUAGAACAUUAAGUAGCUGCAAAAUGUUGACUCAUCUAGAUAUUGACCUCUCUAAUAAUUAAAUUGGAGAAGAAGGAACAUCAGCUAUUUGUAUGGCAUUAGGUAGCUGUAAAUUACUUAAGAAUUUAAAAUUGGUGUUACGUAAAAAUUAAAUUGGGGAUGAAGGAGGAUAUUCUUUAGGAAUAGCAUUAAGUAACUUACACUUACUUAUUAAUUUAAAAUUAUGUCUAAGGGAAAAUUAAAUAUGUGAUGAAGGAGCAUUAAACGUUGGUUUAGGUUUAAGUAAAUGUAAUCAACUUUAGAAUUUACAUAUUGAAAUGGAAUUUAAUUAAAUUGGAAAUGAUGGAGCUUCUGCUAUUGCUAGUGCUAUUGGUAAAUGCAAAUCCCUUACUAAUCUCUAAUUUUUGAUUUAUGGAAAUUAAAUUGGAGAUUAUGGAGCAUUAAAUAUAGGAUUAGGUUUGAGUAAAUGCACUCAACUUACAAAUUUACAACUUGGGAUAUGGUAAAAUUAAAUUGGGGAUGAUGGAGCUUCUGCCAUUGGUAAAGCACUUGGUAACUGCAAAUUCCUUACUAAUCUCAACUUUUAAAUUUGGAAAAAUAAAAUCGGUGAUAAAGGAGCAUAAGAUAUUGGAAUAGGUUUGAGUAACUGCACUCAACUUACAAAUUUACAAUUUGGGAUAUCCUAAAAUUAAAUUGGGGAUGAUGGAGCUUCUGCUAUUGGUAAAGCACUUGGUAACUGCAAAUUCCUUACUAAUCUCAACUUUUAAAUUUGGGAAAAUAAAAUCGGUGAUAAAGGAGCAUAAGAUAUUGGAAUAGGUUUGAGUAACUGCACUCAACUUACAAAUUUACAAUUUGGGAUAGGCUAAAAUUAAAUUGGGUAUGAUGGAGCUUCUACUAUCGGUAAAGCACUUGGUAACUGCAAAUUCCUUACUAAUCUCCACAUUUCAAUUUGGGGAAAUAAAAUCAUUGAUAAAGGAGCAUAAAAUAUUGGAUUAGGCUUGAGUAACUGCACUUAACUUAUAAAUUUAGAAUUUGGGAUAUGCUAAAAUUAAAUUGGGGAUGAUGGAGCUUCUGCCAUUGGUAAAGCACUUGGUAACUGCAAAUUCCUUACUAAUCUCAACUUUUCAAUUUGGGAAAAUAAAAUCGGUGAUAAAGGAGCAUAAGAUAUUGGAAUAGGUUUGAGUAACUGCACUCAACUUACAAAUUUACAAUUUGGGAUAUCCUAAAAUUAAAUUGGGGAUGAUGGAGCUUCUGCUAUUGGUAAUGCACUUGGUAACUGCAAGUUCCUUACUAAUCUCUACUUUUCAAUUUGGGAAAAUAAAAUCGGUGAUAAAGGAGCAUAAGAUAUUGGAAUAGGUUUGAGUAACUGCACUCAACUUACAAAUUUACAAUUUGGGAUAGGCUAAAAUUAAAUUGGGGAUGAUGGAGCUUCUACUAUCGGUAAAGCACUUGGUAACUGCAAAUUCCUUACUAAUCUCCACAUUUCAAUUUGGGGAAAUAAAAUCGGUGAUAAAGGAGCAUAAGAUAUUGGAAUAGGUUUGAGUAACUGCACUCAACUUACAAAUUUAGAAUUUGGGAUAUGCUAAAAUUAAAUUGGAGAUGAUGGAGCUUCUACUAUUAUUAAAGCACUCGAUAACUUCAAAUUCCUUACUAAUCUCCACUUUUCAAUAGAGAACAAUAAAAUCAGUAAUAAAGAAUCAUAAAAUAUUGGAUUAUGUUUGAGUAAAAUCACUUAACUUACAAAUUUAGUUUUUAGCUCAGAUAAUAAUGAAGCAUUUCUAAAAUCCAAAGAAAUUAUCAACUGUAAAAAUAUAAAGUUGUUGAAUCUAUCUAUAAAAGAAUUGUCUGAAGAAAAAAAAAGAAAAAUCAAAAGAUUAGCUUAAAAUAUAAAAAGAUUAGUCAAAUUAAAUAUAGAUUGAAUUUAUAUUUAUUUAUUAAUAGUAAAUAAAAAUUAUUGAAUAUAAAAAUUGUAAAAUGAGUAUAUUUUUUAUUUAAUUCCAUUUUUUGGAAAAAACAACUGAAAAAUAUAAUAAUUUAAUAAAAAUUAAAACAAAUAAAUAAAAUGUUUUAUAUAUUAUGGUUUAUUUAAUGUUGGAAACUACAUAAAUUCAAACCGAUUUCUAUUUGUGUUAUUAA
Tetrahymena thermophila SB210 is the source of this 2812-nucleotide messenger RNA. RefSeq names its product translation initiation factor eIF-5A family protein. Lineage: Eukaryota; Ciliophora; Oligohymenophorea; Hymenostomatida; Tetrahymenidae. Gene Ontology annotation, biological process: activation of GTPase activity; nucleocytoplasmic transport. The transcript has 30 exons. Gene Ontology annotation, molecular function: GTPase activator activity; small GTPase binding. The record is from RefSeq and is a predicted model, not a curated record. Gene Ontology annotation, cellular component: cytosol; perinuclear region of cytoplasm; nucleus.